UUCAAUUGCGUUAUUCAGUGGUAAAUUUGCUACUAGAGUGGCGAACUGAGAAAACCCCCUAUUCAGUUUCCAAACGCCUCAUUUAGAUGUUCGUCGUUUACGCGUUGGCACCUGAAAGCAGCAUUGCUUUGGGUCUUGUGAAGAUGACGAAACUCGGAAGAUCAGGUCAGCAGCUUGAAAACAAAGCAGCGACGCAAAGCCUCUCCCACCACCAGCACCGUUACUUGGUCUCCUCUAAGUCACACGACAUAUGUGCUCCCUCGCGUCUCUGGACUGGGUCAAAGCGUCUCCUACAUUCAACUAGAACCUCAACAUACCGCAGCCUCUCAUUUUCAGGAGGUCGAUAGGUCAAUCUGUCCUCGGGCUGAUUUCACCAGGAGCUAUUCCUUUCCACGAUGAAUGUGUCCCAGACAAUGGAGACAGAGGAGGACCUCCUGACUUGCCUCCACAUCAAACUUUACCACCCUCAGCAGAGUUCUAAGGGCCUUUACGGGCUGCUUCCUCUGGGGACCAAGAGCAGACACCCAGCCGAUGAGCCUCUCAGGCUGGGACGUGACGGCCAGGUCUGCACCUUCGCCCUUGUCGACGUCCGGGUGUCCCGCAAGCAGCUGGCCCUCCUCGCAUACCGCAGCCCGCAGAGCCCAGACACACUCUUCUCCGUCCAGAACCUGAGCCAGAGGGGGCGGCUGGCGGUGAACAGCGCCACGCUGGACUACUUGGAAAGGAUGGACCUGCCCGACAAGGCCCUGAUCCGGUUCGGGGAGUAUGAGAUGCUGAUCACACGGGAGUCUGGCGAGGCCAAGGGGAGUUUCGAGGUAGACUUUGAGGUGCUGGCAGUACCUCCGUCCAGGGAGACAUGCACAAGCGUGCCCAGCACGACGGCAGUCAUGGAGACGGGUGGCCUCAUGGUGACCAGCUACCCAGGAGAACUCAGAGUGGGGCUACUUGGCCCCUUGGAGACAGAUGAGACCAUCUUGUAUGAUUAGUAAUGUUGCGUUUUAACAUAGUCAUUGGUUUUCAUCUGAAGCGAUACUUCUGUUACAAAGUAUUAUUUUACAUUUAUUGUAUGUCUGUAUAUAUGUUACUCCAUGUCUAUAGAUUACAAAGCUGUCAUUUUAAUACAUCACCUACUUUUAAAUACACUAAAUGCUGUGACUUAUUGAAGUGGUUCAUGUCAUUUUCAACGUGAGCACAUUAAACUGUUUCUUUCUUUGUGCGCACUUUGUGACUCAGUUCAGUAAAACUACCCCAUAUAUCAAUAAAGCAUAUGUUGAAAUAUGUAACUAGAAUAUUAACAACAUUCAGUUGAAAACAGUAUAUUUAAAGUAGUUGUUUGUAACACAAAGCUUUUAGAUGAAUAUGUAGUGGAGUAAUUUCAAUUUAAGUAGUGGAAUUAGGUAGUGUUGUAAGGAAAUUCUGAAGUACAAGUACCAUAACUAAUUAAGUACAACACUUGA
This is a messenger RNA of Pungitius pungitius (ninespine stickleback), 1457 nucleotides long. It is a transcript of the gene tifa, whose product is annotated as TRAF interacting protein with forkhead associated domain. The transcript is spliced from 2 exons. NCBI's taxonomy places the organism in Eukaryota, Metazoa, Chordata, Actinopteri, Perciformes, Gasterosteidae. Bases 396 to 986 code for a protein of 196 amino acids. Gene Ontology annotation, molecular function: protein binding. The record is from RefSeq and is a predicted model, not a curated record. Gene Ontology annotation, biological process: canonical NF-kappaB signal transduction.